AUGGUCCUAUCAGAAGUACAAAAGACAAUCAACGAACUCCAGGCUAACUGGAUCUGGGUUCCAAACUGGACAGACACUUCAGACGCAAACACAGCUGGCAAGAUAGUUGACUUCAGGCCCGACACGCGUUACAAGCUCUAUGUGAAUGGGAAGCAUGUUGCCGUCGGACCAACUCGCAGCAGCCCUUUGAUCUGGUACUAUGAUAGGCUGGACAUUGCGCCCUACCUUAAAGAAGGACAGAAUGAGAUUCAAUUUGUUGUUAUCCGGUACUUCAUGGCUUCGAGGAGUGCAAUGCCCUUUGUGCGGACAUCUCUUCCAGGCUUAACAGUCAUUGGAAAGAUUGAGACAGGCGAGGGGAUCGUCGAUCUUGCUUCGUCCAAAAAUUGGAUGGCAUCCGUGAAUGAAAGCAUUCAGUUUCCGAUGGGACUAGUUGACGAUGUGUUCCUUCAUAUCAGCGAGCGCAUUACUCCUACAGACCCCAGUCCCGCUGUGACACCGUGUAUCUACACCAUCAAGACGCUCAAUGGCGAUAUCCCGCCCUGGAAUCUGCGUCCACGCUCUAUCCCCACGCCCGAGUCAACGCCAGCUGUUGUAAAAACGAUCAGAACAUGCAAGAGUUCGGUCGAAGCUAGCAACUGGAUAGCCCUCUUUUCAAAUAAUCACUCUUUCGCCCUUCCUGCGACCUCAACUCAUACGCUUGAAGUGCAAGCGGAUGUCCAUUCGACCGCAUUCCUCCGAUGGGCUUUCAAGGCAGCCAAAAGCCCUUCUCAAAUUAAACUCAAAGUUACACACUCAGAAGGCUACGAACUUGAGCCUCGAUCAUACCCUUUCUUCCGCUCCAAGGCCGACCGACUGAAUGCAACUGUCGGUCACAUUAUCGGACCAUACGAUGAGGUGACACUUGAUCUUCCCAACCCUGAGACUGUUAUCUACGAGCCAUUCUGGUUCCGAACCUUCCGACUCUUGAGGAUUGAAAUCACCGUCGGCCCUGAGCCAAUCGAGCUGGUUUCAUUUGAUGCUACCCAGGUCAACUACCCCAUGGCUGUUAAAGCCAGCUGGAAGGAGCCCGGCGAUUCCCACAGCGAGCAGAUCUGGAAUGUCUCCAUUCGAACAAUGCGAAACUGCAUGUUCGACGGCUACUCUGACUGCCCUUUCUACGAGCAAUUACAAUACUCCGGGGACAGCCGCUCCGUCGGUCUAUUCCACUACCUCCUCUCAGGUGACGACCGACUAAUGCGCCAAGCCAUCACAAACUUCGCCGCCUCCGUCACACCCGAAGGCCUCACACAGUCUCGCUUUCCCUCGCACGUACCGCAAGUGAUAGCCGGGUUCUCUCUGUAUUGGAUCCUGCAGGUCUGCGACCACCACCUAUACUUUGGCGACAUGCGCUUUGCGCGAAGCUUCCUCCCGCGCAUCGAUGGUAUUCUCGACUUCUUCGAUGCCCACGUCGACGAGUUAGGUCUGAUCAGUGGACUUCCUGAGGUUGUAUGGCAAUACGUUGACUGGGUGACGACGUGGGGUGCCACAGACGACCAUCCCGACAAAGGAGUUCCAACCUCCGGACGGACAUCCAACCGACAUACUUAUUUCAGUAUGUUGUAUGCGUGGGUUCUGCAAAGGGUUGCUGGUCUGGUGCGCGACGUUGGUCGGCCGGGACAUGCUGCUGAAUACGAAGCGAGGGCGGAAUCGCUCAUAGGGGCUAUCCGGGCUCAUUGCUAUGAUGGGCAAUUCUUCACUGACUCGACGGCCGAUGUUGCCGAUGAGCUGUCAUAUUCUCAACACUGUCAGGUCUUUGCUGUGAUCUGUGGAGCGGCCAAGACCGAGGAUUCUGCGCGGAUCAUGACUGAAUCCAUAACGAAGGAACGCUUCUCACAGUGUUCGUAUAUGAUGCGGUUCUAUGCUUUCCGCGCACUUGCUUUGGCCGGCGAGGAUUUGUACGACUCGUUUUGGGCGAUGAUGUGGGCUCCGUGGCGGAGGAUGCUGGCGAAUAAUCUGUCGACUUGGGAGGAAGACGAUGUCAGACAGAGAUCUGAUUGUCAUGCUUGGGGGAGUGUGCCAAUUUAUGAGUACUGUACUGAGCUGGCGGGUGUUCAACCAGUCGCUGCUGGUUCGUCGAAGAUAUCUUUCAGGCCUAGGCUUAGGUUGACGGAGGUGUUGGACGCCAAGGUAGCGCUUGGUAAGGAUAAUUUGGCUACAAUCUCGUGGAAGCUCUCUGGAAAUAGGAAGCUUGUGGAGCUUAGGCUUGAGAAGGCGGUUGAGGUUGUUAGCCGAUUGCCGGGAGGCCAGGAUGAAGAACAUGGGGUGGUCGAUCAUCUCAGCUUUGUUUUUAAGGACUGA
Messenger RNA from Penicillium digitatum Pd1, 2337 nucleotides. Its product is annotated as putative rhamnosidase B. Lineage: Eukaryota; Fungi; Ascomycota; Eurotiomycetes; Eurotiales; Aspergillaceae. The record is from RefSeq and is a predicted model, not a curated record. Gene Ontology annotation, biological process: carbohydrate metabolic process.